AUAAAUCUAAGAACUAAUUCAUUAAUCAUUCAACCGCGUAAACCAACAAAAAACAUCAGCCCCCACAUGUAUAGAUUAGAGGAUACGAAUAGCGGCGGCGUUAUGGAUAAGAAUAAACAGAAAUUAUCUGCUUAUGGGUCCAGUGCGGGCACCGUUGCCGUGGACACAUCGCAGGGCGGCGGUAGCGGUGGUGGCGGCGGCGGUGGUAGACAGCGUCAUGCACCGCUCUAUGGUCGCUUUGUGGUUGAAGAGGAUCUGCCUGCCACGCAUCGUGAUGUGAUGCAUCAUCACCCUAGUCCUUCGUCUUCGUCGGAGGUGCGUGCCAUGCAGGCCCGCAUUCCCGCACACUUUCGUGAUCCCGCUUCAGGACCAUUACGAAAGCUGAGCGUCGAUCUGAUAAAGACCUAUAAGCACAUCAAUGAGGUAUACUAUGCGAAAAAGAAGCGACGUGCCCAGCAGACACAAGGCGACGACGAUUCGUCCAACAAAAAGGAGCGCAAAUUAUAUAACGAUGGCUAUGACGACGAUAAUCAUGAUUAUAUAAUCAAGAACGGUGAAAAGUUCUUGGAUCGCUAUGAGAUUGAUUCGCUAAUUGGCAAAGGCAGUUUCGGCCAAGUGGUAAAGGCCUACGAUCACGAGGAGCAAUGCCAUGUGGCGAUCAAAAUAAUUAAGAAUAAGAAACCGUUCCUAAAUCAGGCACAAAUCGAGGUCAAGCUUCUCGAAAUGAUGAAUCGUGCGGAUGCUGAAAAUAAAUAUUAUAUCGUCAAGCUCAAGCGUCACUUUAUGUGGCGCAACCAUCUGUGCCUGGUCUUCGAGCUGCUCUCAUACAACCUGUACGAUCUGCUUAGGAACACAAAUUUCCGCGGCGUCUCGCUGAACCUCACGCGCAAAUUUGCGCAGCAACUGUGCACGGCGCUGCUGUUCCUUAGCACGCCCGAACUGAACAUAAUACACUGUGAUUUGAAGCCCGAGAAUAUCUUGCUAUGCAACCCGAAGCGCUCGGCCAUCAAAAUUGUUGACUUUGGCAGCUCCUGCCAGUUGGGACAGCGCAUCUAUCACUAUAUCCAGUCGCGUUUCUAUCGAUCGCCAGAGGUGCUACUGGGCAUACAGUACGAUCUGGCCAUCGAUAUGUGGUCGCUGGGUUGCAUUUUGGUUGAGAUGCAUACGGGAGAGCCGCUCUUCUCUGGCUGCAAUGAGGUCGAUCAGAUGAACAAGAUUGUCGAGGUUCUGGGUAUGCCGCCCAAAUAUCUGCUCGAUCAGGCGCACAAGACGCGCAAGUUCUUUGACAAGAUCGUCACCGAUGGCUCCUAUGUCCUGAAAAAGAACCAGAAUGGGCGCAAAUAUAAGCCGCCAGGAUCACGAAAGCUCCAUGACAUACUCGGUGUGGAGACGGGCGGACCGGGUGGAAGGCGAUUGGACGAGCCAGGACAUUCGGUGUCAGAUUAUCUCAAGUUCAAGGAUCUGAUAUUGCGCAUGCUGGACUUUGACCCAAAGACGCGCGUCACACCGUACUAUGCCUUGCAACAUAACUUCUUCAAGCGCACCGCCGACGAGUCGACCAACACAAGCGGCGCGGGUGCCACAGCGAAUGCUGGUGCCGGUGGCAGUGGUGCCAGCGGCGGUGGUGGCGGUGGCUGCAGUGGUGGUGGCGGUGGACCUGGUGCAAGCACCAGCAGUGCCGUCUCUGCCAGUUCAGCGGCCGCAGCGGCAGCAGCAGCAGCGGCCAGUUCAUCCUCCACCACCUCAUCAACGACAACAACCGGCGGUGGCAAUGGCAGCGGCGGCAGCACUGGCUCUGGAUUGGCAGUAGCGGCGGCGCAGCACCCGAUGUCACUGCCAAUGCCACUGGCGGGUCCGGGCGGUGCAUCGUCGUCAACGUCUGUGGUGGAUGCCCAUAGUCAUGGUCUGCAUGCACUCAUGCACUCGAAUGCCGCGGCCAGCGCUAUGAACAACUUCUCUGCUCUCAGUCUGCAGCCCGCCGCCCAUCCGCCCGCGCUGGGUGUUCACAACAGCCACCACAGCAGCAACAGCAGCAGCAUCCACAGCAACAGUAACAGCAACAACAGCAGUCACAGUAACAGUCUGAAUAGCCUAAACCACAUUAACAGCAACAGUCACAGUAACAGUGGCGGCGGCAACAGUCGCCGUCACAUGUACGGCAACAGCUAUCCGCAUCCGAUGGACUGCGAUCCGCCGCAUGGCCAGGUGAUGCCGCCCCCACCGCCCAACGGACGCAUGCGUGUGCCGGCCUUGCUCCAGAUGCCGAACAACUAUGCGCCAACAUCCUUGCCCUACUACGGGAAUAUGUCAGCGGCCGCGGCCGCAGCUGCUGCUGCUGCUGCCGCCGCGGCCGCCUCACACCUAAUGAUGACCGACUCCAGUGUGAUUAGUGCGUCGGCGGCUGGCGGGCCAGCCGGGCCGGCAUCGGUGGGAGCCACUGCCGGCACCGCGGUACCCAUGCCCGUGUCCGCCUUUAUGCCCCUGCCGCUGCCGCCAAUGCCACUGCCACUGCCAAUGCAAUCCGCUGGCCAGCGACGACAUGUGGUCGUUGGGUCUGUCGGUGCGGGAGGGGUUGCGGGUGCACCCGGGAACAGCAGUGGCUCGACGACAGGCGCCAGCAGCGAUGCCUCUUCCUCAUCGCCAAUGGUGGGCGUAUGUGUUCAACAGAAUCCUGUAGUUAUACAUUAGCCUAAAGCGUUAUCCCUUAUCGCCUAUUAAUAUGUAAUACAAUUUUUUUGUGCACCACCGUUCUGUCGUGGCGUGGAGCGCUCUCUGUCCCGCUGCCCCAGAAAUACCGCUAUUUAUUGCAGCCAAUCAUCCAAGACCAUUAUCACAAAACACACACACUCGCACGCGCACAGCUGUUGUCCGUGUAGAAAAACGAUUGUGCUGUGUGGAGUAUGUAUAAGAACAUAACCUAUAUCCCUAUAUCCACAAAGCACAGUUACUCCAGUACUCGUGGGAGAAAUCCAACUACACACACACCUAUGCAUACAAAUAUAUACAUAAAUAUAUAUUUAUAUAAAAUCUAGCUGAAAUUGACCCUCAC
Drosophila obscura is the source of this 3049-nucleotide messenger RNA. It is a transcript of the gene mnb, whose product is annotated as serine/threonine-protein kinase minibrain. The record is from RefSeq and is a predicted model, not a curated record. Lineage: Eukaryota; Metazoa; Arthropoda; Insecta; Diptera; Drosophilidae. Gene Ontology annotation, cellular component: nucleus. Gene Ontology annotation, molecular function: ATP binding; protein serine/threonine kinase activity; transcription coactivator activity. Gene Ontology annotation, biological process: positive regulation of DNA-templated transcription; peptidyl-serine phosphorylation; protein autophosphorylation.